CGGCGGCGGCUACCCCGCCCGGGCUCCAUUGUUGCGGCGGCGCGGCUCUGCCGGUUGCUGGCUGCGCUCCUGUCGGGCCGGGCGCGAGCGCUGCGCGGCGGCGGACGGAGCAAUGGAAGAGUUAAUAGUUGAACUUCGUCUCUUUCUUGAACUCCUGGACCAUGAAUAUCUGACAUCAACUGUCAGGGAGAAAAAGGCAGUAAUAACCAACAUUCUGCUGAGGAUACAGUCAUCGAAAGGUUUUGAAGUGAAAGAUCAUGCUCCGAAGCAAGAGACCACCAACAGCCUGCCGGCCCCUCCUCAGAUGCCUCUGCCGGAGAUCCCUCAGCCCUGGCUGCCUCCAGACAGUGGGCCUCCACCAUUACCGACGUCCUCCCUCCCAGAAGGUUAUUAUGAGGAAGCUGUGCCACUGAGUCCUGGAAAAGCUCCAGAAUACAUCACAUCAAAUUAUGACUCAGAUGCCAUGAGCAGCUCAUAUGAGUCAUACGACGAAGAGGAGGAGGACGGGAAGGGGAAGAAGGCCCGUCACCAAUGGCCCUCUGAGGAGGCCUCCAUGGACCUGGUGAAGGAUGCCAAGAUCUGCGCCUUCCUGCUGCGGAAAAAGCGCUUUGGCCAGUGGACAAAGCUGCUCUGCGUCAUCAAGGACACCAAACUCCUGUGCUAUAAAAGUUCCAAGGACCAGCAGCCUCAGAUGGAACUGCCACUCCAAGGCUGCAACAUUACAUAUAUCCCGAAAGACAGCAAAAAGAAGAAACACGAGUUGAAAAUUACUCAGCAAGGCACAGACCCACUUGUCCUGGCAGUCCAGAGUAAGGAGCAGGCCGAGCAGUGGCUGAAGGUGAUCAAGGAAGCCUACGGUGGCUGCAGUGGACCCGCAGAUUCAGAGUGUCCUCCUCCGACAAGCCCCCCAGUGCACAAGGCAGAACUAGAGAAGAAGCUGUCCUCAGAGAGACCCAGCUCGGAUGGAGAGGGUGUUGUAGAAAAUGGAAUUACUAUGUGUAAUGGAAAAGAGCAAGUGAAGAGGAAGAAAAGUUCCAAAUCAGAGGCCAAAGGAACCGUAUCCAAAGUCACCGGGAAAAAAAUAACCAAGAUCAUCGGUCUGGGAAAGAAAAAGCCGUCGACAGACGAGCAGACGUCUUCAGCUGAGGAAGACGUCCCUACUUGUGGCUAUCUGAACGUGCUUUCCAAUAACCGCUGGCGGGAGCGCUGGUGCAGAGUAAAAGAUAAUAAGCUCAUUUUCCACAAGGACAGGACCGAUCUGAAGACGCAUAUUGUCUCCAUUCCUCUCCGUGGCUGUGAGGUGAUCCCAGGCUUGGAUUCCAAACACCCACUGACUUUCCGACUGCUUCGCAAUGGGCAGGAGGUUGCUGUGUUAGAGGCAUCUUCUUCUGAAGAAAUGGGCAGAUGGAUUGGAAUUUUACUAGCUGAGACAGGGUCAUCCACAGACCCAGGUGCUCUUCAUUAUGACUAUAUAGAUGUGGAGAUGUCUGCAAACGUCAUUCAGACAGCCAAGCAAACCUUCUGUUUCAUGAACAGGCGUGUUAUAUCUGCUAACCCAUACCUAGGGAGCACGUCCAACGGCUAUGCCCACCCCAGCGGGGCGGCACUUCACUAUGAUGACGUCCCCUGCAUAAACGGCUCGCAGUUCAAGAGUAAAAAGCCCCCAGUGGCAUCUAAUGGGGUUACAGGAAAAGGGAAGACUCAGAGCAGUCAGCCAAAGAAAGCUGAUUCUGCAGCCGGCGUGAAACGGACAGCGUCAAAUGCUGACCAGUACAAAUAUGGCAAGAACCGGGUAGAGGCUGACGCUAAGCGGUUACAGACCAAAGAAGAGGAGCUGCUGAAGAGGAAAGAAGCCCUGCGGAACAGGUUGGCCCAGCUCCGAAAAGAAAGAAAAGACCUUAGAGCUGCCAUUGAAGUGAACGCUGGCAGGAAGACCCAGGUGAUUCUGGAAGAUAAGCUAAAGAAGCUGGAGGAGGAGUGUAAGCAGAAGGAGACUGAGCGCGUCAACCUGGAGCUGGAGCUGACAGAGGUCAAGGAGAGCCUCAAGAAAGCGCUGGCGGGCGGGGUCACUCUGGGGCUGGCCAUCGAGCCAAAGUCAGGGACAUCGAGUCCACAGUCUCCCGUGUUUAGGCAUCGGACUUUGGAAAACUCGCCCAUCUCCAGCUGUGACACUAGCGACGCGGAAGGCCCCAUGCCAGUGAACAGCGCGGCCAUCCUGAGGAAGAGCCCGCCGGCCUCAGGCAGCUCCCCCUGCCGUGGGCACGUGCUGCGGAAGGCCAAGGAAUGGGAAUUGAAGAACGGGACAUAAAGGAAAAAGGCGAUUAUGCCUCAGCCUCAGAGAGAGACUGUGCACCCUUUCCCGUGUCCUCAUCGAGUGACCACAGGAAGCCCUCCCCAACGUGGCCUCAAGCAGCGCACCUGCCAGGGUUCUGCAAUGGAGUUCUGAUGCCAGCGCCUGACCAAGCUCUCGUGUAUUCUGUCUACUGUAUAAUGGUGCCCCUAAAAACAUUCACUUGUAAGACUUUGGUUUCCAACUUUGUUAUAAAACAAAAACAGAGGGAUGAAAAGUUACUGUCAAGAAUCCUGUGGUAGGUGGAGGAUUUACACCUUUCUGACCAGUUAAAAGAUUGGUUUAAGCAAUUUUAACCUAGUCCCAGCCUGAAGGUGGAUGGACUAGUGAGCCCUGGGGGAAGCCUCGGACUGGACCCGGAGGAGUGUGGGACCCGGAGGAGUGUGGGCCCCGGAUGCUCGGCAGGCAUCCAGAUCGCCUGCAUGGCCGCUGGGAAGGCAGGGGCUACGUAGCUGUGACGGAGUGGCUUGAGUCCUCAUGUCCUGGCAUCCCUUCCUUUUGUGCCUUCCCCCCCGUCACUGGAGGUAAAGUCAUGAGACAGUUGUGCUGUGAAGCAUUUUUUACCUUCUAAUGAUUUUUCUCUGGACAUAUGCUUUUGUCACCAGGGCGUGAAAAGCUGCCAUUCUUUUUAACCUGUUUUCUAAAAGUGUCCCUUUUUAUCAUGGGUCACACUUAGAUCUAAGGAUUUUUCAGAGAUUCUGUAUCCUAUUUUAUUAAUUAUUUGUACUGCUUUUGAAAGGCAGCAGAGUGUUUUUAAUACGUCACUAAUGGGCACACUUUUCCCCCUUGGCCCGAUGUCCCCAACCCUUUCCACCACCCCCAAGCCGGCAGGUGCUCCUCAGAGAGCCAGGCCGCCACACAGGGUGGGCGGGGCUGUGUCAUCAUUUGUCUACAGGAUGUGCACUGAUGCAUGGGCUGGAACAGUCCUUUGAAAAGGAAGCAAGUUUUGGAACUUGCACUGUUAUAGAACUGUCACAAUUUGGGGCAAGAGAUGGGCCUUUGAGAGCUCCUUGCCCCCCUCAGCCCCUUCCUCCAGCAGUGAAUAGAGGCCACGAGGGGUCCGAGGAUCUGGUCCCGCUGUUUCUCUCCCAAGCAUGGUAGGCCUGGGCAGGGCCUCUUCCCCGCUUCUCGCACCUGCCUUCUGUGCAAUAUUUCUUGGGGAGUUUGGAUGCCCGAGGCGUAAAGAGAAAAACAAGUUCAUAGUUUGGGCUAGUGUCUCCCCCAUGGGUCUAAGAAUCAGAUUAACUUCUUGGCCUCCAGAGGGCCACUGUCAGGAAUUCUCCAUCACGGGAAGAUGCAGUCACUGAUGAGGAGAUGAGUUAGUCACCCCAGAAACCCUCCGCAGAUGAUCGUGGGGGCCAGUCGCCCAUGUGUGGUGGGUCCUUCCCCCUACGUGCAGAGCUGUAAUGAUGCUGCACUUGGCACAAGCCUCUUAUCCACCGUCCAGAAUGUCUUUCCCAUCAAAUGUAGAAAGAGAUGGCAGGAAGACACAGCUCCUGCAUGUUCCAGGCACCCUUUCAGAGCAUGUCCUAAGCUCAGCCGGCCAUGCACAGGCCUUCUCAGUUAGGAUUAAUGUUUAAUACCAGGGCCCUGAAGCCCAGCAAGGGUUGUAUUUGAUUUUACUUACUAGAGCAUGAAAGUAGUCUCGAGUGUAUAAGAAAGUUUUACAACAAGAAUUGGAACCUGCUUAACUUGAGUCCACCUGAAACUUGAAUUUAUUGCCAAGCCAUCUGCCAGGAGCAUUUUUGGCUCAUGAGCCGUCAGCUGGCAUCCUUGUGCUCCGGCUCCUUCCUUCACAGCGUAAUAAAUGGGGGCACAGCACGCCAGCACUGAUGACAUCAGCUCCCGCUAGGAAUGCCUAAGGGCAAGGAGGGGGAAGCCUUCUAGAAGCUUUGCCGAGGUCUUCCCACUCCUCUUGUGGUGAUCUGUCCUAUCAUCACAGGCAGCUGUGACCACCUUGUAUCAUAUGAAACUAAUUUUCUGUAAAGGGAAAAAAGUUUGUUCUACCCUAGGGUUUUGCUGCCUUUGCCCAAGAGAGCAGUGCCAGGUUUUGAUGGUUAUUAAGAGAAGGGGGAAGAUGGCCAGCCCGGACUCUUGGUGCAGCAGAAGUCACGUCAGUCAUCUGGCGGGCGGGGCACUAACAGAGCAUCAGGCGUAGCACAUAGACCUCAGACCUCACCCGGAAUGUUGUCUUCAUCUGGCAAGUGGAGACCCUGAAGCUUUGGGAGUGUGUCUUGACCAAGGACAUGGCUGAUUGGAGCCAGAGUAGGAUCUAGGCCCCGGCCUUCUGACUCCUGGUAUACAUAUUCUGUAUUUAAAACCCCGUGUUUGUAACUCACUUUUCAAACCCACAGCCUUGGGAAGAAGACAGCAAACUGAAGUGAUCAGCAGGCUGUGGAAGGCGAGGCUCUGGCAUUGGGCUCUCAUGUGGUGUGUUCCCCUUGACGUUUUUAGAUGUGAUCAGAGAUUUCAUUUAAAGCAUUUGCUUAAAAAUAAGUUAUUUAUUUGUAGUGUAGUUUUUAAUUUAUAUCUGUACAUAUUAGGCACACGUGAGACACCUUGUCGUCCCAACAUACAUCUCAUUUUAUUACCCUCCCAAAACAUGCCCCAGGAGCGAGCACCCCUGCCGCUGGGGCAGCCAUGGGCACAACUGUUUGUGACAAGGCCAUGCUGAGUUGGGGAAGGGCCCACCAGCUCCUUGCAGGGAGGGUGUGGUCAGAUUCCACUGGAGAAGUCAGACUUCUUUUGAGAUGCUCCAUGACUUUAACAGUUGUUAUGUUCAUGAAUUUAGUAAGAUGCUGGCCAGGGCACGAGGCAUGCAGGGGCCAUGGGGGCGGGCCAGGCAAGACCACCAACCAGCAGAUCCUGGGGCCCUUCUGUUAUGACUCGAAGCCACAGGGCCUGCUCUGGCUCUAUUUUGGUAAGGUGUCGUCAGCCUUCACAGAUCCCCUCCAUUUUUAUAUUUUUAUAAUGCCUUUGAUUCACUAACCCACCUUCUGCAUAGAAACUCUGUCAUGCUUAAAGGGCUGGCUUCGGUUCCCGACUUGGGCACAAGCAUGGCCUUCAUUCCCCUCCACCCAGAUGCUGUGGGGGUUCAGGAAGCUCCCUCAGCUUCAGGGGUUGGUAGCAACACCGCAGGGUCUGCUGAGUCGCCCAGGUGCCGGAUGGACCCCUCUAGAACCUUCCCAGAGCCAUUCUCUCAGGACGUCUGGGGACUGUUGACCAGCCACAUGUGUGAGCCCCAUCUCGUUCCCUCCACACAUGUGCCUUGAAAGUGGCAAAUCUCCAACCUAUCAGAGCAGUUUGGGUUAUUUAGAAAUAGCCAAAAAUAACUUGGGGGACAAGAAAGACAAAUGAGGGAGAUCGGGCUUGGCAAUACCAAGAAAAGUCUGUUUCACCAAAAAAUGUGUAUCCUCAGCUCUGAAGGUCCCCCAGGGAGGAGUUUCAGGUUUGUUGUGAUUGUGGCCGCAAUGUGGAGUUUGUGUGCAGGUCUCCAAGGGCAGCUUUGAGGUGAGGGUUGGGCAUGGGGGUUGUGGGCAAAACUCAUUUGUUUGCCGUCACAUCUUCUAGAAGAGAAUGUUUACUGUUAACAUGCUAUUUUGGGGGAAAUGUAAGUUUUACCCUCAGACCUAGCUCCCCAGGCAGUAUCCUCUGUUCAUUCACCUGAGUCCCAUUGUUAGAAACCUUCCAAGGGUGUAUAGCACCAAGGUGAGCUCAGGUCUCUCCCACCCAGACAAGGGACGUGCCUCAUACAGGCGGCCGGGACUGACACCCUGAUCUCACAGGUGGCCCCUCCAACCCAGCAGAUGUGAAUAUUUCAUGCCUCUUCCAGGAGGAUGGCACUGGAAAUUUCUACUGCACCAGCAACAGCAGACAAGAUGUUCCUCAAUUUGCAUAAAGGUCACAGCCACAUUUAAAUGUUAAACUAUUGCCUUCCUCUUUUUUUUUUUCCCCAAAAAUAAUUUUAAUGAGAACGAUAAUUUCAAAUUCAUGACAUAUUUUUAAAUAAAGUAAGUAAUUUGGGGUUACUGUUGUUAAUUCUGUCUUGUUACUAUCCCAUGAUGGGCUGGGUUCACACUGUGAAAUAAACUAAAGACGAACUAAAACGUCCGGGCCAUCUACACGCGUGGCACAGCACUGUGGGAAAGCAGAGCCACCUCUGUGGACCCCCAAGUCACAGCAGGACGGCUCGGCAUGCUCAGAGGAAAGAACACCUUGCUGGCUUCAGUGCAUCCUUUUGCCCAUCUUUUGUGAAAUAUUUCCAAUUAUAUUCUUCCAGAAAAGCUCUACUUUACGGUGUACAAGUAUUACCAGGUAUUUUUAGUUGUUGCCAUUGAAGAUAUUUUUGAAAUUGGAUCUUCAGAUGGUAAUUCUUAGGGACCAAAGUUGUUUUAAUAAGAUAAUCUUAUUUGAUUUUCUAACAUGAAAGGAAGUAUUUGCUUUAAAUUUUAACAUCAACUUUUAAAUUAUAAAUAUUCAGAA
Messenger RNA from Cynocephalus volans (Philippine flying lemur), 6832 nucleotides. RefSeq names its product actin filament associated protein 1 (gene AFAP1). The transcript is spliced from 17 exons. Bases 113 to 2308 code for a protein of 731 amino acids. The record is from RefSeq and is a predicted model, not a curated record. Gene Ontology annotation, cellular component: cytosol. NCBI's taxonomy places the organism in Eukaryota, Metazoa, Chordata, Mammalia, Dermoptera, Cynocephalidae. Gene Ontology annotation, molecular function: SH3 domain binding; SH2 domain binding.